AUCCCAAACCUGACAGACACAAGAGUAAUGGCACCAUGUCUCUGAGCACCACUAUAGUCAGAGCCAGUCCCACCCCUCCAGUAGACGGGGCUGAUACCCAGAGUCCUUCAGGUCAGGAUCUACCUCUUCACCGCUCKACAGACAUCCUCUGUCCUCCUAGACAGUCCAAGAGCCCAGAGUCUCCUCACCACUCUGACGGUCCUCCGAGAGGCUCGGUAGACCUGCGGAGUGGUUCAGGUCUGGGCUUUACACGCAGCCAGAGUGAGUGUAACUAUCACCGUGGGAACAAUACAGACUACGACCUGCAGAAACGCCACUCCGUACCCAACUCACACCGCCUCACCAAGGUGGAUUCUGGGUACUCCAGCCACCUGAACAUCCAGCAGCCCAGCGGUACGGGGGGCCAGGGGAACCAGCAGUGGUCCGGGGUCUCAGCCCAGGGGAGUGAGGUCUAUCCUGGGGCCAGGACGGGCUUCGGCCUGCCUUCCUCCGAGGACCUGUGCUACGUGCCCAUCUCCAGCUUCAAGCCCCAGGGCUCCAUGGUGGACCUGCCUCCAGGGGUCCCCAGCCUCCUGACGGGGCGCUCCCUCUUCAGCUCCCAGCUGGCACAGCAGAACCUGGGCUCGGAUGGAGCUCUACACCCUGGUCWCCCUCUGCCUGCUCCCUACCGCCACAUGGCGGCAGCAGGGAACGRCCUGUACGGUCACGYUAUGUCCUCACGGUUAGGACCCAACGUUGACCCCUCGGUCAGACACCUCCACAGCUCUGGGGGUCUGGGUGUCUCUGGGCCUGGUGGACCAGGAGGUCCUGGGGGUCUGUACCACUGCUCUAACCCGCACCUCAAACCCUUGGACCCAGGACUGAUGGAGGGGAACCCCUACAGCCAGAACUGUGUAGCCUCGUGGUCUAACGGCAGCCUUCCUGAACUCACAGGUUAG
Messenger RNA from Salvelinus sp. IW2-2015, 938 nucleotides. RefSeq lists its product as uncharacterized. The record is from RefSeq and is a predicted model, not a curated record. Lineage: Eukaryota; Metazoa; Chordata; Actinopteri; Salmoniformes; Salmonidae.